Messenger RNA from Ochotona princeps (American pika), 2340 nucleotides. It is a transcript of the gene PAK3, whose product is annotated as p21 (RAC1) activated kinase 3. The coding region runs from base 240 to 1874 and encodes 544 amino acids. The record is from RefSeq and is a predicted model, not a curated record. The transcript is spliced from 16 exons. Gene Ontology annotation, cellular component: cytoplasm. Gene Ontology annotation, molecular function: protein serine/threonine kinase activity; ATP binding. Gene Ontology annotation, biological process: intracellular signal transduction; regulation of actin cytoskeleton organization; regulation of MAPK cascade. Lineage: Eukaryota; Metazoa; Chordata; Mammalia; Lagomorpha; Ochotonidae.
UUCCUCCCCCAGUUCCUGCUCCUCCUCCUCACAUCCCCGGCUCCUCCUGCCCAGCAGCAAAGGGCAGAACCCUCGGCAGUGGCUCUGCUUCGCGCCGCCACGGAGAGGCUGACACAGCUCAGUAUUCCAGUCCAUCUGAACUCAUUUGAAUCUCCAUUUUGUUCUUAAAUCUACUUGAUAUCACUGGCGGUUUUGAGUUAUCUUCAAACGUGGAGCUGUGAAGUCAGCUGUAACUGAAAAUGUCUGACAGCCUGGAUAAUGAAGAGAAACCCCCAGCUCCUCCCUUGAGGAUGAAUAGCAACAACCGGGAUUCUUCAGCACUCAACCACAGCUCCAAACCACUUCCCAUGGCCCCUGAAGAGAAGAAUAAGAAAGCCAGGCUUCGCUCUAUCUUCCCAGGAGGAGGGGAUAAAACCAAUAAGAAGAAGGAGAAAGAACGCCCAGAGAUCUCUCUUCCUUCAGACUUUGAGCAUACCAUUCAUGUGGGGUUUGAUGCAGUCACCGGGGAAUUCACUGGAAUUCCUGAGCAAUGGGCACGAUUACUGCAAACUUCCAACAUAACAAAACUGGAACAGAAGAAGAACCCACAAGCUGUUCUAGAUGUACUCAAAUUCUAUGAUUCCAAAGAAACAGUCAAUAAUCAGAAAUACAUGAGCUUUACAUCAGGAGAUAAAAGUGCCCAUGGAUACAUAGCAGCGCAUCCUUCGAGUACAAAAACAGCAUCUGAGCCUCCUUUGGCUCCUCCUGUGUCUGAAGAAGAAGAUGAAGAGGAAGAAGAAGAAGAAGAUGACAAUGAGCCCCCACCAGUUAUUGCACCAAGACCAGAGCAUACAAAAUCAAUCUAUACUCGUUCUGUGGUUGAAUCCAUUGCUUCACCAGCAAUACCAAAUAAAGAGGUCACACCACCUUCAGCUGAGAAUGCCAACUCCAGCACCUUGUACAGGAACACAGAUCGGCAAAGGAAAAAAUCCAAGAUGACCGAUGAGGAGAUCUUAGAGAAGCUAAGAAGCAUUGUGAGUGUUGGAGAUCCAAAGAAAAAAUACACAAGAUUUGAAAAAAUUGGCCAAGGGGCAUCAGGGACUGUUUACACAGCGCUGGACAUUGCAACAGGUCAAGAGGUGGCCAUAAAGCAGAUGAACCUCCAACAGCAACCCAAAAAAGAAUUAAUUAUUAAUGAAAUUCUGGUCAUGAGGGAAAAUAAAAACCCCAAUAUUGUUAAUUAUUUAGAUAGCUACUUAGUAGGUGAUGAACUAUGGGUAGUGAUGGAGUACUUGGCUGGUGGUUCUUUGACUGAUGUGGUCACAGAGACCUGUAUGGAUGAAGGUCAGAUAGCAGCUGUCUGCAGAGAGUGCCUCCAAGCUUUGGAUUUCUUACACUCAAACCAAGUGAUCCAUAGAGACAUAAAGAGUGACAAUAUCCUCCUCGGGAUGGAUGGCUCUGUUAAACUGACUGACUUUGGAUUCUGUGCCCAAAUAACUCCUGAGCAAAGUAAACGAAGCACUAUGGUGGGCACCCCCUAUUGGAUGGCACCUGAGGUAGUCACUCGAAAAGCAUAUGGUCCGAAAGUUGAUAUCUGGUCUCUGGGAAUUAUGGCAAUUGAAAUGGUGGAAGGUGAACCCCCUUAUCUUAACGAAAAUCCACUCAGGGCAUUAUAUCUGAUAGCCACUAAUGGAACCCCAGAGCUCCAGAAUCCUGAGAGACUGUCAGCUGUAUUCCGUGACUUUUUAAAUCGCUGUCUUGAGAUGGAUGUGGAUAGGCGAGGAUCUGCCAAGGAACUUUUGCAGCAUCCAUUUUUAAAAUUAGCCAAGCCUCUAUCCAGCCUGACUCCUCUGAUUAUCGCUGCAAAGGAAGCGAUUAAGAACAGCAGCCGCUAGGACUGCAAGCCUUACCCCUCACCAUCUCCCUCAUGAGUUAAGACUGAAAUCAAGCUCUGCUCCAGGAAAGAUGGAAAAAGAGACAGUCAAAUGGGUUUGGGGUUCCUUAACUUUCAAACGAAUAGAAACUUCUUAUAAAGCCUUUUUCCUACUCCCACAGAUUAUGUACUUUAUUUGUAAGCCUGAAUAGCAGCCCCAAAGGGCAGCAAUGUCGAAGUGACCAUCUAGUGGUCACUCUCACCGUGAAGCGAAAGAGCCAGUAGUGAAUCCCCUCAUUUUGUGCAUCCACUUUGAAGAAAAAGGUUUCUCAAAGAUGCACACUCCCUCUUCAUAGUGUUGUGUUUGUUUUUAAGUUAGAGUAGCCCCUCUCGCAUUCGAACCUCCUUCAAAACUCCGUACCCAAUGUGAUGUUUUUCACUUGCAUUGUCAUUAGAUGUCCAGGAAAAAAAUGUCAAAAUGUUUUUUU